AUGUCGUCCUCUCGUCCUCCCAACCCUACUCAAAUCCCCAACAAUCUACCCGGCCUCACCACUCACAUCACCGGCCACGAUAGCAAUACCGGCAAAGCCAUCGUCAGGGACAGCAGACCCGGCAAUUGGACCGUCUUCGACGACAAACUCAUGGCGUUCAAUGUGAUCUACACGACCUCGGAAUUCCCACCAGACCUCAACGACGACCGCGACGUCAAGACCCACGACGAUGUCGUCGCCAAUGGGAAACUCGGCCUGGUCAGUCCCAACGGCACCGUCUGCCGGGUGGUCGACUUUGCUCCCGGGUACGAGUGCAUCAUGCACCGCACGCAGAGUCUGGACUACGGCAUCGUGCUCGAAGGCACGAUCGAGAUGAUCCUCGACAGCGGCGAGCGGAAGACCAUUCAGCGAGGCGACGUGGCGGUGCAACGGGCCACCAUGCACGCGUGGAAGAACAUCAGCGAGACGGACUGGGCCCGAAUGAUCUUUGUGCUGCAGGACUGCAAACCCCUGGAGAUUGGAGGCAAGGUCAUGAAGGAAGACUUGGGCGAUGGAGUCGAAGGCUUGCCGCCCAGUGGGAACGACGCCUAG
Fonsecaea erecta is the source of this 591-nucleotide messenger RNA. RefSeq lists its product as hypothetical. The record is from RefSeq and is a predicted model, not a curated record. The coding region runs from base 1 to 591 and encodes 196 amino acids. NCBI's taxonomy places the organism in Eukaryota, Fungi, Ascomycota, Eurotiomycetes, Chaetothyriales, Herpotrichiellaceae. The transcript has a single exon.